AUGUCUUUUACACGCACUGAAUGUUGCUUUAUCUCUUCCAGCGGGCCGGAACGCGCCGAAGCGAAGUCCAACGAACUUGCGUCCAAAAUCUGGUUCAAGACGCCUCCUCUCGAGAAAUCUUUCCUUGAAAGGGUCUCUCGUAUUCAGCUGCAAACUACUGCUCACGAUCAAGGCUACGCCUCGUUCCCUGACCAAGGCAGCUGGAGCUGGUUCGACGUAGCGAUCCUCGAAUCUCCCGAGUCCACGACUCCUCUCGUUCGAGAUGGACUGACCUGCCUUUGGCGCAGUCACUGCAACGUCAUCGGAUUCGGACAGGAUACAACGACUGCUGGAGAAAUCUUCGAUCAGGAAGACGACUUAUUCAAAGUCCUCCAGCCCGGGGAUGUACUUGCCGUCAUGGUCUGCGCGCGUUUCCUUGGAUGGGAGAACAAUGCCUCAAGUGGCUAUCUCGAGUUCCGCCUUGAGAAAACUGGCCACGAACUUCCCUCCUUUGAUGCGGCACAAUUCGAAGAGAAGAGGAAGAUGAACGAGCUGAAGAAACAGAUCGAGCUUCUCCUGACUGGCUAUCUGGACGAUAGGACGGAGGAGGGGGAGAAGCCUGCGUACUCGCUCGUCCGGGAGAUGAUGCUCCCCGGUGAGGCGAUUCGAGGAGAUCUUGCUCGCCAGAGAGACGGAGCCCCGCUCCGCUUGUUAUCCAUCGACGGUGGCGGCCCCUGCGACUACUUUGAUAUGAUCUGCGGUACGAGCACCGGAGGAUUGAUCGCAUUGAUGCUUGGUCGUCUUCGCAUGUCCAUCCCCCAGUGUAUUGCGGCCUACAACAAGUUCGCCUCCCAGAUCUUCGAGUGGAAUAGUGACAAGGCGACCGCCGCAAAACGAGUUGCAAGUGGUUACGCAUACGGUGCUGACACGUUUGAAUCUGCCAUCAAGGCCAUCAUCAAACAGUACAGCCCCGGGGACGAGACAAUGAUUUCCAAAUCCCCAGAUCAUUAUUGCAAGGUAUUCGUCGUCGCCGGCGAGGCUAGUAACCUAAGCAAAACCCCGGAGCAUCUUCGAACUUAUAAAUCGGCUAAAUUCGCCAACGUCGACAAGUUUCUUGACAUACCCAUCUGGCAAGCUGCCCGCGCAACAUCGGCAGCACCGACCUUCCUACCGAGCAUCACCAUCAACGGCACCGAACUGGUUGACGGGGGCCUUCUCUACAACAAUCCGAUUGCGCUGCUGCUCGGCGAGGCUUACCACGAGUUCGGAGUAGAGCGUCUCAUGAAUACGCGCUGCCUUCUAACCCUUGGCACGGGCCAUGGUCCCAAUCUCCACCUGCCACCUCGACCUGGCUUCUUCGGCAGCGUUGCAUAUCUCAAGGGAGUCGUGGAGACGAUGUCCAGCAUUGCUACGGACUGCGAGAACACGCACGAGAAAGCGAGGAAGGUGUUCCCAGAGGACAAUACGUACUGGCGCUUCAACUACGGGAUCAAGAACGGAGGGGAUUGGGAGAAGGUGCUGAAGUUGGACAAUUGGCAGGGGAUGGAAUCGUUUGCGAAGGGCACCCGUGGCUACAUAUCCAGCCCUGAGCAAACUCCUCGCGCGCAGAGGUGCGCAUCAAAGUUGGAGAUUGUAUCGUAG
Pleurotus ostreatus (oyster mushroom) is the source of this 1620-nucleotide messenger RNA. RefSeq lists its product as uncharacterized. Gene Ontology annotation, cellular component: membrane. Gene Ontology annotation, biological process: arachidonate metabolic process. The coding region runs from base 1 to 1620 and encodes 539 amino acids. NCBI's taxonomy places the organism in Eukaryota, Fungi, Basidiomycota, Agaricomycetes, Agaricales, Pleurotaceae. The transcript has 9 exons. The record is from RefSeq and is a predicted model, not a curated record.